GCCACCACCUCCAUCUUUCUAGCUCACUCUGGAACGCUUCUUCUGUUACUCACAGCCUCCGCGUAAAAGUUAAAUUCGAUGAAUAUAUACCCAAAUUUCAAAAACCCAACCACACUUUUCAAACAUGGAUGAUACCAUACUUACCUCUGCUAAAUCUUCUACGCCCUCGCUCAACUCUACUCGGAUAAUCUGCCACGUAUGUCAGAAGCAGUUUUCCCAGUACACAUGUCCUCGAUGCAAUUCGCGAUACUGUUCCCUCCAAUGUUACAAAUCUCAUAGUCUUCGUUGCACUGAAUCCUUCAUGAAAGAAAAUGUAGUUCAGGAACUGCAGCAAAUGCAGCCUGAUGAACAAGCCAAAAAUAAGAUGUUGGACAUACUGAAAAGAUUUCAUUCAGAAGAGGAAAUGGACGAGGAUUCUUCUGCAGAUUCAACUUUAUCCGAGGAGACAAUGGAAAAAUUUUUGUCUGGACAAGAAAUCAGCUUUGAUGAUUUAUCUAUUGAAGAGAAGAAACAAUUUCAUAGAGCAAUUGCUUAUGGGGAAUUGACCAAGAUGAUCAAACCAUGGGAUCCAUGGUGGUCAAAGCCUUCUGCCAGAAAAAUCCGUCUCAGUAAAGAAGGAACUCAACUUGUUCAACCUCUUCAAGAGCAAGAAUCGCAAGAUGGUACCGAAACUGAUGAAUUCAGUGAAGUUCCUCUUGGACCUGAAGCCCCACUUCCUCCUCUUAGCAGGCUUAGUUCCAAGGAGCCAUCACCCCUUUUAACAGUUCACCUAGUUGAUAUUCUAUAUAGCUACUGUUUCACUCUUCGCCUCUACAAUGGAGACUGGAGGUCAGAUGCUCUAGGGUCAGUCAUGAUUGUAUUGAGCGUGUCCUCGGUGUUGGGUCAAGGUGCACAGCCUGAGACGGUACUAGAAGCCCUUUCUCACUGCUUGGAGCAGGUAUGCUGUCCAGCUUACAGACACAUGGGAGGAUUGCAAUUUGGUUUGGGUGUCAUUGAUGAUGUGAUCAGUCUGCUUGGUUUGGGAACUCCUGCUUUGGUAUGUGCCCUUUGUGAUAUGCAUCGGUUAAUUCAAGAAGGAGAAAAGGAGGCCAAAUCCGAAAGGUCAAGAAAGUCACGGAGGGGUGGGAUUAGAAGUACUAUUAAGCCAGCAGAAAGGAAGAUAUAUUUCAUCAUGUGUUGGGUUCAUGAGCAGCCAGAUGAAGCCUGGUCUUCUUUAGCAGCCAUUGUUGGAGUAGAAAAGACAUCGGCCAUGGAAUUUCAAAGGAGCAAUAAAGCUGAAAAAAUGAACAAGGCAGAGGGCAAAGGCAAAAGUUUAAUUGAGGAGAUUUAAUGAUUUAUGUAGACUACUGCCCCUUACUGUUGACCAUAUUUAUUUAUCUUAAAAUAUUUGCUGACCAAAAAUGAUUGUUCUCAAAGCUGUUGUAAAUAUACUUUUACAUAUAGAAAUCCUUAUUGAAGGGAUAUUCAAUCUGGGUAGUAGACCUGAGAAAAUAUUAGACUAGGAGGGGUCCUGAGAAAGUUAAGUUCAAACUAGUUGAAUUGAUAAUCUAUUUACAUUUAAUGAAAUUUCAUAACGUAAUUAUUUACAU
Messenger RNA from Cajanus cajan (pigeon pea), 1589 nucleotides. Its product is annotated as HIT-type Zinc finger family protein. Lineage: Eukaryota; Viridiplantae; Streptophyta; Magnoliopsida; Fabales; Fabaceae. The record is from RefSeq and is a predicted model, not a curated record.